AUGGUGGCAGACCUUGGCAUCAACAACAUGUUGCUGGAUCUGGAAUUCAGGAUGCUGGAAUUAGGGGGUCCUGAAGGCUUCCACAAAGUUUUCAAAGGUCGGUCUGGGAAACCAGAAAAGUUCAACAGAAUUUUGAGAGAAAAGGACUCUGGGACAGAGAAUGAAUUCCAGGUUUCCGGAAGCUCGAACAGACAGGGGACCUCAGGGUCUUCCUAUUCCUGCUCCCUGGACGCUCUGUUACGCAGAUUGAGGGCCAUGGAUACCAAGAAGGAUGACAAGUUUGCUGAUGUCCUGGAUGCAGUGGGGGAGUUUGGCACAUUCCAGUGGAGGCUAAUAGUCCUCACGUUUAUUCCCAACAUCAUGUCGUCCUUCUUCAUGUUUGCUGACCACUUUGUGUUCUCAGAAGAGAAGCCCUAUUGCAACACCAGCUGGAUCCUGGCAUUGGACCCCAACCUCUCAGAGGCUGAGCAAAUGAACCUGACCCUGCCCCGAGCACACAAUGGCAGUUUCCUGACAUGUCUUAUGUACUUGCCCAUGUCCUGGGAUCUGGAGUCCAUCAUUCAGUUUGGCCUCAACAUCACAGACCCAUGCGAAGAUGGAUGGAUCUACCCUGAGUCCAAGAGGCGAUCAUUGAUCAGUGAGUUUGACCUGGUGUGUGGCAAGGAACAGGACAAGGAAACCGUGCAGACCAUGUUCAUGACGGGCCAACUGAUAGGGUCUCUCAUCUUCGGGUUAUUAAGUGACAAGUUGGGCCGCUACCCUACCAUCCUACUGUCACUGCUGGGGCUGAUGUUCUUUGGCUUCGGGACAGCCUUUGUGAACACCUUUCACCAGUACCUGUUCUUCCGCUUUGGUGUCUCCCAGGCUGUGAUGGGCUAUGCCAUUGUCAGCCUGACUUUAGUCACUGAGUGGCUUGUGGGGGAACACCGGGCCCAUGCCGUCAUCCUGGAGCACUGCUUUUUCUCUGUGGGGAUCAUGUUCCUGACGGGGCUCGCCUACAACCUUCCCCACUGGCGGAUGCUGUUUCUGGUGGGCGCAGUACCCGUGUUCCCCCUCAUCUCCUACAUUUGGAUUCUCCCAGAGUCCCCACGGUGGCUGAUGAUGAAAGGAAAGGUGAAAGAGGCCAAGGAAGUGUUGUGCUACGCCGCUGAGGUCAACAAGAAGACCAUUCCUCUCAACCUGCUGGAAGAGCUGCAGCUGCCUGGAAAGAAGGUGACUAAGGCCUCUGUCCUAGACUUCUACAGCAAUAGAUACCUCUGUAAGGUGACCUUUGUGAUGGGCUGCGUGUGGCUUACCAUCAGUUACAGCUAUUUUACACUGAGUCUCAAGUUGAGAGAUUUUGGAGUGAGCAUCCACUUCAGACAGGCAAUCCCUGGUAUCUUGGAGGUGCCCGCCAGGCUGUGCAGCAUCAUUCUCCUUGAACAGAUAGGGAGGAAAUGGAGCCUGGCUGUGAUUCUCAUCCAAACCGCCUUCAUGUGCUUUCUUACACUUUUCCUCCCCCAAGGUCUAAAAUCCGCCAUCAUCUUGGUGCUUGUGCUUGGACAGUUCAGCCUGGCCACCAGUGUCUCUGUGGUCUUCCUCUACACUGCUGAGCUCUUCCCCACCAUCGUCAGGUCUACAGGUCUGGGGCUGGUGUCUCUGGCCUCAUCAGGUGGAGCCAUCUUGUCCCUGACGAUCAUCGGCCAGCUCCCAGCCCUCCUGCCCAUUUUUCUCUGCUUCAUCUCCUCUAUCGCAGCCUUGGGUUUUUCCGCCCUGCUGCCGGAAACACAAAACCAGCUCCUCUCUGACAGUAUGGAGCAAUUUUCAAGAGCAAGCUUACAGAAAGAUUCGCUUCAGCAUUCUGACAGCAGUUUCAAGAAGAGGAGGACCGAUGAGGACACACCUGAUGAUAUGUCUGAGGAAGUGGCGAAGAAUACCAUUCGCAAUGCCCAGAUUCUGAGAAUGGACUCAAACUCUGACUCCAACGCUAGCUUGAAGAAAUCCAGAGAGGAGAAAACAGACAGUCAGGUUUCCUGA
Messenger RNA from Urocitellus parryii (Arctic ground squirrel), 2016 nucleotides. RefSeq names its product solute carrier family 22 member 14 (gene Slc22a14). Lineage: Eukaryota; Metazoa; Chordata; Mammalia; Rodentia; Sciuridae. Gene Ontology annotation, cellular component: membrane. Gene Ontology annotation, biological process: transmembrane transport. Gene Ontology annotation, molecular function: transmembrane transporter activity. The record is from RefSeq and is a predicted model, not a curated record.